AAGAUCCACACCGUGACAUUAACAUUUUGGAAUUGGUGUCUUGUGAGAGGUUUUUUAUUCAAGCAGACCAUACGAUAGCGUACGUUGUUUACCUUACGAAGAAAAUGGAAUAAUUUACGUCUGUAUUGGUUCAAGAAGGUUUUGAAAUAAUUUCAGUUGAUACAUAAGUUAUGGAUUUCCAGAAUCGUGUUGGUGGGAAAACAGGGUCAGGAGGCGUGGCCUCGGCCUCAGAGACCAAUAGGGACCGCAGGGAGAGGCUACGACAACUCGCCUUAGAGACUAUAGAUCUCAAUAAGGACCCAUAUUUCAUGAAGAAUCAUCUUGGAUCAUAUGAAUGUAAGCUAUGUUUGACACUACACAACAACGAGGGAAGCUACUUGGCUCAUACCCAGGGCAAGAAGCAUCAGGCCAACCUAGCUCGGAGAGCUGCUAAAGAAGCGAAAGAGGCACCUGCCCAACCCGCACCAGAGAAACCUCGAGUUGACAUAAAAAAGUUUGUCAAGAUUGGUAGACCUGGUUACAAAGUGACAAAACAAAGAGAUCCCGAAUCACAACAACAGAGUCUACUGUUUCAGAUUGACUACCCAGAAAUAGUUGAGGGGAUUAUACCUCGACACAGGUUUAUGGCAGCAUACGAACAGAAAGUUGAACCUCCAGACAGACGUUGGCAAUAUUUGUUGUUUGCUGCAGAACCAUACGAAACCAUUGCUUUCAAGGUUCCUAGCAGGGAAGUUGACAAAGAUCCUAAGAAAUUGUGGAGUCAUUGGAAUAGAGAAACUAAACAGUUUUUCCUGCAGUUUGCUUUCAAGGUAGAGGCAAAGGCACCACAGCCGCCUCCAGCACCUCCAAAGAGAGAGCCACCAUCUCAGCCUCCAGUCACAGAAGAGGAGAAAGAGGGUCCACCAGGGGCUGGUCCACCCCCUAUGCAGAUGCCACCACCCCCAAGAAUGCCCCCUCCCCCUCCAAGAAUGCCCCCUCCCCCUAUGGCAGGUGGUCCGCCAGGGAUGGCACCUAUGCCCAGGCCCCCAGUACCACCGGGCCCUCCUCCUAUGGCACCACCUCCUAUGCCUCCAAUGGCAGGAGGCGGACCUCCAGGAAUGGGUGCUCCUCCCCCUCCACCAGUUCCUCCACCCCCUCCCAUGUCUGUAGGUGGACCUCCAGGAAUGCCAGGGAUGGCUCCACCUCCUCCACCACCCCCAACAUCGUAAACAAACAACAAACAUUGACAUUAAUAGUAAUCUGGGUCAUAUAUGUCCAUUCCACAUUCACAUCAUUGACUUACAUGUACAAAGUUGAAAGAGAAAUAAGCUAAAUCAACUACUGUUAAUUCAUGUUUUUAUGUGACAAAGAAAUAGUGUUGGAUUUUGACAUAAAUUAUGAUAUCUACUUGAAGUGGCAAUAUUAUUUCAAAAGAGCAGUGUAUUUUAAUUGUAGAUGUAAAUUCUUAUUAAAACAUGGAAGUAACA
Messenger RNA from Mercenaria mercenaria, 1466 nucleotides. RefSeq names its product splicing factor 3A subunit 2-like. Gene Ontology annotation, molecular function: zinc ion binding; nucleic acid binding. Lineage: Eukaryota; Metazoa; Mollusca; Bivalvia; Venerida; Veneridae. The record is from RefSeq and is a predicted model, not a curated record. Gene Ontology annotation, cellular component: catalytic step 2 spliceosome; U2 snRNP; nucleus. The coding region runs from base 171 to 1208 and encodes 345 amino acids. The transcript is spliced from 8 exons. Gene Ontology annotation, biological process: spliceosomal complex assembly.